Molecule: messenger RNA, 630 nt
Organism: Phragmites australis (common reed)
Lineage: Eukaryota; Viridiplantae; Streptophyta; Magnoliopsida; Poales; Poaceae
Exons: 1
Coding region: 1-630 (209 amino acids)
Molecular function (GO): protein dimerization activity
Source: RefSeq, a predicted model, not a curated record
AUGGAGGGUAAUUAUGUGCCUUAUGGAAGAUCAACAUGGUUUGCUCGAAACCAAACAAAUGAUGACCACUUUAGAAGAGAAGUAUAUAUUGGGGUCAUUGAUCAAAUUAAUCAAGAGCUUGACAAUCAGUUUGAUGAGGUUAAUAUGGAGUUGCUUUCUUGUAUGUCGACCUUGAAUCUUGCCGACUCAUUUGCCUCUUUUGAUGCAGACAAGGUACAUAGAAUUGUUGAGUUUUACGCUAAUGAUAUUUCAAGCACCGACUUGAUAAGACUUGAAAUAGAACUUGAUAACUAUAUUGAUGACAUGAGGAGAGAUGAUAGCUUCAAAGGCAUAGACAACCUUGUGGACCUCUCAAUUAAGCUUGUUGAAACAAAGAAACAUAAAGUUUAUGAUUUGGUGUACUUGCUUCUCAAAUUGGUAUUGCUUCUACCGGUGGCGACGGCAAGUGUUGAAAGGGUAUUUUGUGCAAUGAGUUUAGUCAAGAGUAAGUUGAGAAAUAGGAUGGGUGAUGGUCUUUUGGAUGAUUGUCUAGUCACAUUCAUUGAGCGAGAUAUUUUCUUCAAAGUGAAUGAAGAUGAUAUAAUCGAGACUUUCAUGACCAUUAGAAGGCGUAAGACCAACAAGAAUUAG